Molecule: messenger RNA, 681 nt
Organism: Saccoglossus kowalevskii
Lineage: Eukaryota; Metazoa; Hemichordata; Enteropneusta; Harrimaniidae
Product: protein lin-41-like
Source: RefSeq, a predicted model, not a curated record
AUGCAUGACAGCGAUGGAAAUUACAAACAAUCAUUUACAUUCACUGGUCAGUUUGCAACGCCAUUCAAUCCACGGGAUGUAGCAAUAUCAGAUGAUAAUGAAUACUUUAUGACAGAUAACAAUAACAAACAAGUAGUUGUGAGUGAUGAAUACGGAAAGUUGAUUAGAAUGUUUGGAAGUUCUGAAAUUGAUGAUCCAUGGGGAAUUGCAAUUAAUCCUGUUACUAAGAAUGUGUAUGUGAGUGAGUGUAGUAAGCAUUUUAUUAGAAAGUAUACCCAGGGUGGUGUGUAUAUUAAGUCAUUUGGUAAAAGUGGAGAUAAGCAAGAAUUCAAUAGACCUUACAUGUUAGCUAUUAACAGUAAAGGGAUGGUAUAUGUGGCAGAAUAUUGGAACCACCGUAUUCAGGUAUUCAAUUCUGAUGACCAGUUUAUGUUUGAAUUCUCUUCCACUGGUGACAGUAGAAUGAGUAAUCCCAAGGGAGUGGCUGUAGAUAAGAAUGAUUAUGUAUAUGUAAGCAGUAAUCGUAAAGUCACUAAGCAUGACAGCAAUGGUCAGUUUAUUUGCAGGAUUGAUAGUGACAAGGAUAGACUGAGUGGUCCCUGUGGUGUAGCAGUGUGUAAUGAUGGUAGAAUAGCUGUAGUGGAUUGUGGCAAUAAAUGCAUCAAAGUGUUUGUAGAGUGA